Messenger RNA from Amaranthus tricolor (Joseph's coat), 1275 nucleotides. Its product is annotated as transcription factor MYB118-like. The record is from RefSeq and is a predicted model, not a curated record. Gene Ontology annotation, cellular component: nucleus. Bases 1 to 1275 code for a protein of 424 amino acids. Lineage: Eukaryota; Viridiplantae; Streptophyta; Magnoliopsida; Caryophyllales; Amaranthaceae. Gene Ontology annotation, biological process: regulation of DNA-templated transcription. The transcript is spliced from 3 exons. Gene Ontology annotation, molecular function: DNA-binding transcription factor activity, RNA polymerase II-specific; RNA polymerase II cis-regulatory region sequence-specific DNA binding.
AUGGAAGAAAAUCUAGAGAGUUUUAGUUUUCUACUAGAAAAUCAAUCACUAUUACUCCCUUCACUUCAUCCCCCUCUUCCAAUCAAAGCCAUUGAAAGGUUCUUAGUGGGCGGCAACCGCACCACCACUACCACCACUACCACCACCAUAAAUGCUAAUGUUGCGGUGGACGAUCCACCAACAACCUUUGAUUAUUAUGAAUAUAAUUUACAAAAUUCAACACCAACAUCUCCACCUCAAAGUUAUUAUACUAAUCAUCCUAGCUAUAUAUAUGGUGUAGGCAAUAAUAAUAUUUCCCCUACAAUCACCAUGCAAGACUUUGUCUUUGUUGAUGAAUUAUUUGCAAAUGAAAAUGAUGAUUUGGUUAAAAAUAAUGAAGUUAUUCAUGAAGUGACAAAUGAGGGUUGGAGAUAUAAAGGGAAAAAAUGUAUGACUUGUAUCAAAGGCCAAUGGACUAAGGAAGAAGAUAGACAUCUAACAAGCUUGGUGAAUGCACAUGGAGAACGAAAAUGGGCUAUAAUUGCUCAAAAGAUGAAUGGUAGAGCAGGAAAACAAUGUCGUGAGAGGUGGCAUAAUCAUCUAAGACCUCAAAUAAAGAAGGAUGCAUGGACUGACGAAGAAGAGAGAAUGUUAGUGGCUGCUCAUGAGGAAUUUGGGAAUCGAUGGGCUGAAAUUGCAAAAAGAAUUCCAGGUAGAACUGAAAAUUCAAUCAAAAACCAUUGGAAUGCCACCAAAAGACGACAAAAUUCAAAGAGAAAAAACCAAAAAAAGGUUGAAUCAAAUGCCCUAAAUUACCCUUCUAUCUUGCAACAAUACAUUAAACUAAAAUACCCAAAUAACACCACCACCCAUAACCCAUACACAAAAUCAAAAACAACCACUCCGGCCACCGCGACUGCCUCCGAGACCACCUCCGCAACCUCCACCAUUUACGACGACGUCGAAAACCCUAAUGUCAACUUUUUCCAUGAAAAUUACUCAUUUGAUGCUCUUGAUAUUAUUGAUCACUACCCAUCAACUGAUUUGGAAAGUUUUCAUGGGGAUAAUGAGGUGCAACAAUCAUACGACAUUGUUGUUGAUCAAACAUGUAACAACAAUAAUAAUGUUGAUUUAGAGUUAUUGUUACAUUUGCAUGGGGUUGCUGUAACAACUCAGUUAGGUGAUACGUAUGAUGAUCAAAUGGUGCAAAUUGAGAAUAGUAUGGAGGAGAUGGUACAGAAGACAGAUAUGGAUCUCUACGAGAUGGUUAACGCGUCACUUAAUCGGCUCAAAUGA